UAUUUGCUUGUUGAUGUCACUCCUCAACUACCAAAUCUCCUUGCUGAGUCCCAGGGCCCCCGGAAGGAUGUUGUUUUCCUCGUUGAUGGAUCCGAUGGUGUUGGACGGGAAUUUGCUAUCAUCCAGGAGUUCAUCCGCCGGGUCGUGGAGAGUCUCAAUGUGGGGGAGAACAAAAUCCGGAUUGGUGUGGUCCAGUAUGGUGACUUUGCUCAGGCUGACAUGUACCUGAACACGCAUACAACUAAAGAAGGAGUUUUGAAUGGGAUCAGGGAAAUGAGCCAUCGAGGAGGUAGACAACGUAACCUGGGUCAAGCAUUGCAAUUUGUCAGUCAGGAUGUACUGACAGCAGCACGGGGUAGCAGAAAGCAAGAGGGCGUACCGCAGUUUGUGAUUGCCGUGUCCAGUGGCCCUUCUACAGAUGAUGUCAAUCGUGCAGCGUCUUCCCUCAAACAAUCUAGAGUUCUUCCUUUCAGCAUUGGGACAAGGGAUGUUAACCCCACAGAGCUGCGGGUGGUGUCAUAUGUGUCCAACUUUGCCUUCACUGUAGAUGACCUCCCUGGCUUGUACACAGUCCAAGAAAACUUAAUCAACACUCUCACUGAGCUGUCAGAUGAUGACAUCGCCAGGAUGCGUCCGGAGUUCCCGACUUAUGACGUAAUCACACCAGUACCUGCAGGAGGAGAAAAGAGGGAUGUCGUAUUUCUAAUUGAUGGCACGACCGCGGUGCGCAGCGAGUUCCCUUCCAUCCGUGACAUGAUAAGAAGAGUUGUGGAGAAGCUGGAUAUUGGAUUGGACAAGGUCCGAGUUUCAGUGGUGCAGUACAGUGAUGAACCAAAGACAGAAUUUCUUCUAAAUGAACUGUCCAGCAAAAAUGAGGUACGCCAGGCUGUGAUGAGACUUCGAAGCAAAGGCGGUAAUCGCUUAAACACGGGUCAGGCAAUUGAGUUUGUUGGCAGAAACAUCUACCAGAGGGCAGCAGGAAGCCGCAUUGAGGAGGGUGUGCCUCAGUUCCUCAUUCUAGUUACAGGUGGCAAGUCCGCAGAUGAUGUGUCCGCGCCAGCUGAACAACUCAAGAGAAGCCAGGUUGCACCUCUUGCCAUUGGUUCACGGAAUGCAGACUCAGACGAAUUGAGACAGAUUUCUCUCAAGCCAGAGCUUGCAUAUACAGUUGACAGUUUCCAACAGCUUCCAAGAGUGGAGUCACAGAUCAUCGAUUCAGUCACAACAAUGUCCACGGCCGAUAUCGUCAGUAGUUAUGUUCCUCCUGUAGUGGACCUCGCAAACCUGGACCUUGGGAGAAAGGACAUUAUCUUUCUUAUUGAUGGCUCAGACACUACAGGUCCUGCUGGGAUUGCUCAUAUCCGUGAUUUCAUCCUCAACAUUGUCCAACAACUUGAUGUGCAGCCUGAUCAAGUGCGUGUGGCCGUUGUCCAGUACGCUGACAGAGUUAAAACAGAGUUCUCACUCAACUCACACAACAACAAGCCAGCUGUUAUCUCUGCCAUCAAAAGACUUCGUCAGAUGGGUGGACGGUCAUCAGAACUGGCGAAUGCCAUUGAGUACGUCAUACAGAAUGAGUUGAAACUUACUGCCGGAGUUCGUCCAUCGGAGGCCUCCCAGCAUCUUGUAGUUCUCACAGGUGGACGCUCUACCCAAGAUGUUUCCAUCUAUGGACCACUGCUGAAGGGCUCUCGGGUGAACUGCAUCGGUAUUGGAGCUGGUGGGGCUGACACAAGACAGUUAAGCCAAAUAAGUACCACUUCAGAGGAUGUAAUUCCGGUUCCUACCUUCCCUGGCCUCCCAGCUAUAAAGGACAGGUUUAUUGCCAGGUUGAGAGGGUCCAUCAUUGACCCACCAACUUUUGACCCACCCACUGAUGGCCUGCCUCCACCUAAAAAGGCUGACAUAGUGUUUUUGGUGGAUGGCUCCAUUAAUUUGGGUCGGGACAACUUUAACGAAGUGAUGUCAUUUAUCAACAACCUAAUUGAUUUGUUCUAUACUGAUAGAGAUGACCUACGGAUUGGUCUGGCACAUUAUGCUACAGAUGUGACUGACGCCUUUUACCUCAACACCUACAAGGACAGGCAAGACAUUCUAAAUGCCAUUGGCCGAGUUGAGUACAAAGGUGGACGUAGAAUCAACACCGGUGCAGCCAUUCGCCAUGCUCAAGAUGUUCACUUCACCAAAGGUAGAGGCAGUAGGAUUGAUGAGGGCACUCCUCAGAUCCUUAUUGCUAUCACUGGAGGACGCUCAGGUGAUGACAGCAAAACAGCAGCCCUUGGUUUGAAGAGUAAAGGUGUGAGAAUCUUUGCUGUGGGAGUGGGGAACAUUCAGGAUGAGUUGGAAAACCUGGCAAGCGAACCCUCCACCGUGGCUCGAGCAAGCACCUUUCAGGAACUUUCAGAGCUCAAUGAACAAAUCCUAGAGACUUUGGAUGAUGAAGUUAAGGGAAAGCUGUGUGUUGGUGUGGUAGACGGGCCUAAAACCUGCAACAUAGAGGUGUUGGUAGGCUUUGAUGUGUCUGCCCAGAACAUCUUCAGUGCUCAGACCAACCUCCAGAGCAAGAUGGGCGCCAUUCUGCGCAGGAUUUCCAAAAUGGCACCUAUCAGUUGCUCAGCUGGACAGAUUCCUUCUAUCCAAGUGGGCAUGCUGGCCAUGGAUUCUGCAUCUGAGCCUGUCCAGCUAGACUUCACAGACAAUGCUGAUGAGCUGUUUGAGGCUUUCAGAGCCCUGCGGAGUCGAGGUCCCUUUGUCCUUAACGGCAAGACCAUCUCAGCUUACAACAACAGAUUCAAAAUACGACAGGACGGCACUGUCAAGGUUGUCAUUCAUUUGACUGAUGGUCUUGAUGCCCCGUAUGCUGAAAUGAAAAGGCGAGUUGAGGAACUUCGGCUCUCAGGAGUGAAUGCUUUCAUCUUGGUUGGACUGGAGCGGGUACCCAAAUUUGAAGACGCUUUGCUGCUAGAAUUUGGCCGUGGCUUCAGGUACACCAGACCCUUACGACUCAAUAUCAUGGACUUGGACUACGAGCUUUUGGAAGAACUGGACAAUAUUGCGGAAAGGGAGUGCUGUGCAGUGCCAUGUAAAUGCACCGGCACCAGAGGAGACAGAGGAGCAGUUGGACAGCCAGGGUCUAAGGGUAGUCCAGGAUCACCAGGAAGCCAAGGACAUCCUGGGGAUGAGGGUGGACCUGGAGAGAGAGGUCCUCCUGGUGUGAAUGGAACUCAGGGUUUCCAGGGAUGUCCUGGACAGAGAGGUGUCAAGGGCUCUCGAGGUUACUCAGGAGAAAAGGGUGAAUUUGGAGAAAUCGGGCUUGAUGGCAUCAAUGGAGAAGAGGGCAAAAGUGGAGUGGCUGGGCCCCCAGGAGACAGAGGAAGCCCUGGCAGAAGAGGUCCUAAAGGUGCCAAAGGACAAGCAGGAGACAUAGGAGACAUGGGAAUCAGAGGCGACCCUGGAACCAGUGGACAAGAUAACAAUCGAGCAGGGCCAAAAGGAGAUCCUGGUGAUGCUGGACCAGCGGGAGAGCCUGGAAAUGAUGGAAAGCAGGGAGGCCCUGGUGAAGUCGGAAGAAGGGGAGCCGAUGGCAGAAGAGGCCCACCUGGACAGGCUGGAAAUCCCGGAAGGCCAGGAGGUGAUGGUGUGCAGGGAGAGUCUGGUGUGGGAGGAUCUCGAGGUCCACCUGGACCAAAUGGUGCACCAGGACCAAGAGGAGAAGAUGGGAACCCUGGACCUAGGGGUCCCGGAGGAAGCCCUGGCCCUGCUGGCGAGAAGGGUAGAAGAGGAGCUCUUGGUCGCAAGGGUGAGCCAGGAGACCCAGGACCUAAGGGUGUUGUUGGAUCCCUUGGACCCCGUGGAGAGCCAGGUGAAGACGGUAGAGAUGGGUUCGGUGUUUUAGGACCUAAAGGAAGAAAGGGUGAUGAGGGUUUCCCAGGAUUCCCAGGACCCAAGGGAGCAGGUGGGGAUCCUGGCACCCAGGGCGGCCCUGGACCCAGAGGAAAUCGUGGACAGAGAGGUGUCUCUGGGAGUAUCGGUACACCCGGACAGAAGGGAGAAGUUGGAUACCCUGGACCAUACGGUUUGAAAGGACCGAGGGGACCAGGCGUCGUGCAAUGUGACCUGGUCAAGAAGAUCAGAGAAAACUGCCCUUGCUGCUAUGGUCAGCAGGAAUGCCCCCUGUACCCCACUGAGUUGGCCUUUGCCCUGGACGUCUCUCAGGGCCUGGGCCGUCCAGCCUUCAACAGCAUGCGUGACACCGUCCUGCGCCUAGUCAAAGACAUAACCAUCGCAGAGAGCAACUGUCCAAGAGGAGCUCGUGUUGCUUUGACCUUGUACAACAAUGAAGUGACCACCGAGGUCCGCUUCGCAGAUGCAAUGAAGAAACGUGCCCUGGUGGAGCGCAUUGAAGGUCUGCAGAUCCCACAGACAAGAAAGCCACGCAACUUGGAAACAGCCAUGAGCUUUGUGGCCCAGAACACCUUCAAGAGAGUGCGUAGUGGUUUCCUUAUGAGGAAGGUGGCCGUCUUCUUUGUCGGUGAUCAAGUCGGUCAGGCGCAAGGAAUUACUAACGCAGCUCUCCGCCUCCAUGACGCUGGAAUCGCCACUCUGUUGCUGGUCAACCGUGACGACAGAGCACUCAGCAGAGCAGUGCAGGUCAAUAACACAGUACUGGCCCAAGUAAUCGUCAUGCCCAACCCUGGAAGUUCACAGUACAACUCAGUCCUCCAAAAAGUUAUGAACUGCCAUGUCUGCCUAGAUAUCUGCUCUCCAGACCAAAUAUGUGACUACAUCCCCCCAUCGGGCACCCGAGACAGACGGUCUUCCACCUCAGACGUGGACAUUGACAUGGCUUUCGUCAUGGACAGCUCUGAGUCUACCUACCCAACAGUCUUUGCUGAGAUCAAACGCUACAUAGCUCACAUGGUGGAUCGGCUUCACGUGUCUUCAAAUCCCUCAUCUUCCGUUCACCACGCGAGAGUGUCUGUGAUCCAACAAGCACCUUACGAGUUCAUCUACAACAAGACCGGCUCUCCUAUCCACGUGGACAUCGGCCUGACUGAGCACCACUCAUCUCAGGACAUUGUCAAAUUCCUCCUGGAGAAGACGCCGCAAUUGGAGGGCGGCCGCGCGCUGGGAGCAGCUAUCGAGUCAACAGUGGAGCAGGUGUUCGAGAAAGCGCCUCUGCAACGUGACAAGAAGGUGCUCAUGCUCUUUGUGACGGGAAGUGUGGAAGAAGAAGAGGAGCAACUUGUUCGUAUUGCCACCGAGGUCAAAUGCAGAGGCUACUUCGUGGUCAUUUUUGCUGUGGGUGAAACUCUGAGUGCAGCGGAUGCUCGCGUCUUGUCACGUAUGGUCAGCGAGCCUUCGGAUGUCUUCAUGAAGCGGCUGGACAGCAUCUCACACUUUUACGACAAACACAUCCAGACCUUUGGCCAGCUGCUGCCAAAGUACAUCAGCAUUGAAAAUGCUUUCUACAUGUCACCUGAAGUCUCCAAAAACUGCAAGUGGUUCCAGAGUGACCAGCCACUAAAAAACCCCUUCACAUCAUCACAGCAGCAGGAGAAGCAUCAGAAACAUCAUGAAAUUCAGCAAGCAGUUCAUCAAAGAAAGCACAAAGACUCAGAGGAGCUACACGUCUCCAAUGUCACCUCCAGCAGCUUGAAAUUGCGUUGGAGCAGCCCAGACCCCAAGCUCUUUGUCUACUUUGAGGUAGCCGUGACGCGACUGCACGACCAUGUGUUGGUGCUGAAGACCAACGUGUCAGGCACAGAGCUUUCUGUGGACAACUUGGAAAGCUCUCAAACGUAUCAUGCUGUGGUGACUGCUUACACAUCAGAAGGUCAAAUUGUCUCAACCCGCAAGGGCAUCAUCACUACCAAAGCAGCAGAGCACAAGCCAGUCAGCCAAGACAGCAGUACUGUAAAUACCACACCACUGGACAAACCAGAAACUGUUAAUGAAUUUGCAGACCCAUGCUCACUUGACUAUGACCCUGGAAUACCGUGCAAAGACUAUCAGGCUAAGUGGUUCUUUGACAGAAAGAACGGGUUCUGUACACAGUUCUGGUAUGGAGGUUGUGGAGGCAAUGAGAAUAGGUUCGAGACUGAGGCCCUCUGCUUGAAAAACUGCAUGAGGUCAGUGCCAGAGCCUCAGCCAAAGGUGCAACAGGUUGAACAGGUGGAGAUCCUCCCGGCUCCCGCGGCCUCCACAGCUGUGGACAUUUGCCAGCUUCCUAAAGAAGAAGGUACCUGCGCCAAAUUUGUCCUGAAGUGGCACUAUGACACCCCCAGCAAGAGCUGCACUCGCUUCUGGUAUGGAGGCUGCGGUGGAAACCAGAAUCGCUUCGACACGCAUGAGCAGUGUGUGACAGCUUGUGGAAAACCAGCACCGGUCAACCAAGGAGUCAUUGCUUCAAUAAGAACAUAGGACAAAAGUGACAGACAUGGCCAGCUUUUACCUCUGUGUAGGGGAUGCUGAGGAGAACCAUCCAAAAUGGCCAUACUGUAAGGAUGCAAUACCAAAGCAACGGUGGCUGCACUGGAUUCCACAAACAUGAACUUUAUCCCCAACAUUCUUGAAGUAGUCUUUUUAACAACAAGAAAGAAAGGCAACACGAUUUGCUGCAUGAUUUGUUUUAACCUACUGGUGCUACGUAGUAAGUUUGUUUGACAGAUGGAGCUGUUAUAAGUGCAUUCAGUUUUUGUAAAGUCAUCUUUUCUGGAACAAUGACAUCAUAUGAAUUUUCAUAUUUUUUAAAAUGCAGUUGUUUUUUUUUAAUUAAACAAGAAACAUAUAUGAAUAUCUUGGACGGAGAUUAGUAUUAAAUCAGUACAUGCAGGACCGGCAUUACUCAAUGCAGUAAUCUUUUUUUUUUUAUACAUAUGUGUUUUUUUUUUUUUUGUUUUGAACAUUCCACGUUCACAUAGCAACAUUGGCUUAUAGUGUUUUCAAACUCACUUGAUCCCUGUGGAAUCAUCACUUCACUAUUUCACCGUCACAGAAUCCACAGCAAUGUUUACGCAGGUCACGUACAGCAGUGUGUGUAUUUAAAUGACAGCGACCAACUGCUCGGAUGCAAACAUUAAUGUAAUGUUAAGUGCACUUCUGGACCCAUUGCCUCGAACACACAAUUUCCAGCUGUUAAGAAAAGGAAUGUACUUGUCAAGCUGUUUUUAUUUUUUUUGUUUUGUUUCAUUUGGGAUUGCUGAAAUUUGUGUUUCAUCUGGGUAACAGGGAAAUAAAAAUGAAUUAGACUUUCUAAUAAACAUGAGCAACUGA
Molecule: messenger RNA, 7275 nt
Organism: Stegastes partitus (bicolor damselfish)
Lineage: Eukaryota; Metazoa; Chordata; Actinopteri; Pomacentridae
Product: collagen alpha-3(VI) chain
Exons: 40
Molecular function (GO): protein binding; serine-type endopeptidase inhibitor activity
Source: RefSeq, a predicted model, not a curated record